AUGAGUGUCCCAAAUUUACCCAUUGAGGUAUGGUGGCAAAUCUUGAGCUUUUCAGACAAGAAAACGCUCUGGGCACUGCGUUGUGUCUCACGCGCUUUUCUACGCCGCGUUGAAGAUACGCUUGUUCCUGAGAGCCUGAACACUGAUUGGUAUCGGAUGUAUGAAAAGAGAUGUAUCGAUUUGGAGGAAGACUCUCCGAAGUGGCGCUGCGAAGGCGAAAGUCCUGUCCAUGCGCUCAAUGGAGCAGCAAUAGCGACGUUUCUCUAUGCUCCAUUCAGGUUGUCGCAACGGAGAUCUGAUUGGGAUCUCGAGCUAUACAAUUGGUUGUCAAGAGACAGUGGCGAGGACGUUGCGGCGCUUCGCAGAAGGGCGAAUCAUUUCAGCCUUGCAAAGGCUAAAGUGCUUUCUAUCCAUAGGAAUGUUGACAUGGAAGAAACUCUAGAGGACCUGCCUGAGAUGUUUGAACAGCUGGUCCUGGGCCGACCUCAAAUCAGACGUCACAUCAUUGUCAGCGAAGAUGGCCAAUCUUUGUUGGUACCCAUCUAUCUGCUCUGGACACGUCAUUUUGAGCUGGUCGUGCAGCAGGAAGAUCUUUAUGAUCCCCCUGACGAUUACAAUUAUGGGCGAGUUAUCCCUCUCAUCCUACAGCAUAUGCAUGACCCGCAAUUUUGA
Protomyces lactucae-debilis is the source of this 672-nucleotide messenger RNA. RefSeq lists its product as uncharacterized. The coding region runs from base 1 to 672 and encodes 223 amino acids. The record is from RefSeq and is a predicted model, not a curated record. Lineage: Eukaryota; Fungi; Ascomycota; Taphrinomycetes; Taphrinales; Protomycetaceae. Gene Ontology annotation, molecular function: protein binding. The transcript has a single exon.